Paramecium primaurelia is the source of this 476-nucleotide messenger RNA. NCBI's taxonomy places the organism in Eukaryota, Ciliophora, Oligohymenophorea, Peniculida, Parameciidae. The record is from the annotation of a GenBank genome assembly.
AUGCAGCUUUUGAUAUCAACUAUUACAGGAAAAACUAUUAGCAUCCCUUUUGAGCAAUCAGAUAAUAUAAGAUUAGUUAAGCUUAAAAUACAAGAAUAAGAAGGCAUUUCUUUUAAUUAAUAAAGGAUAAUAUUUUAAGAAUCUGAAUUAGAUGACAAUAAAACACUUUCUUAAAUUGGGAUUACAAACAAUACAAUAUUAUAAUUAUUAUUAAGAUUAAAAGGAGGGGGUUAAGUUUUUAUCAAAACAAUGGCAGGGAAAACAAUUACAGUAUCUGCAGAAUACAAUUAAACUAUUAAAGAACUUAAGAAGACCAUCUAUGAAAGAUGUGGAAUUCCACCGCAAUAACAAAGAUUGAUAUUUGGAGGAAAGAUUUUAGAUGAUCAAAAGAAAGUGGAAGAUUACAAUAUUCAAAAAGAAUCAACAAUCCAUAUGGCAGAAAGAUUAAAAGGUGGAAACUCAACUAUAUAUUGAAG